UAUUAUUAAAAAAGAUGGGUGGAAAAAGGAUUUAUUUGUUGGUGUUGAUGGUGAUGAUUUGUGGGAAUUGCAGUGCUGGAGAAGUUCACAAGGUUGGUGAAUCGUCUGGUUGGACCAACAUAAAUCUUGCUCCUUCAUAUUACAAAUCUUGGACUGCUUCUAAACGCUUCCAAGUUGGUGACACCAUUUUGUUCGAGUACAACAAGGAAUUCCACAAUGUGGUGAGGGUGACGCACAAGAACUUCAACGCGUGCAACACAAGCGCUCCCUACGCCGCGUGGGGUAGCGGCAACGAUUCCUUCACAAUCAGGAGGCCCGGCCACUACUACUUCAUCUGCGGUGUCCCUAACCACUGUUGGGCCGGUCAGAAGGUCGAUAUUCGGGUUGCCCAACACUCGCCCGGCCCAAGACCCACACCUUCAUCAGGCCCAACCUCAAAAAGCCCACUUUCUGUUGCUCAAGGCCCAUCAUCGCCACCUGCUCACCCUCCUAAAAAGAGUGCAUCUUCUUCUCUUCACUCACAUUUGAAGCUUUGGUUAGGUGUGGUGGUGGCUAUUGGCCUUGCACUUUAGGUAUACAUACAUAUAUAUAUAUAUAUAUAUUCAUGAUUAUGUUUUUGUUGUUAGGAUUACUUAGAGGAGAAUUUGUGUUACGAAUCGCCUUAUUAUUUAGCUUUUACUCUUAUGAUCGAGUUAUUUAUUUUGAAUUCAACAUUCUUAUAUCUGUAGUGUGGAUCAUCGAUUUUUCAGUACAUUGUCGCUUUACAAUUAGAUACUCGAUCGAAUUUUGAGUAUAUUGUGACUACGUUUGGUAAAAUCCAAUAUGAAAUAUAAUAUUAACAUGAUUUUG
This is a messenger RNA of Salvia miltiorrhiza (redroot sage), 849 nucleotides long. RefSeq names its product mavicyanin-like. Bases 15 to 572 code for a protein of 185 amino acids. Gene Ontology annotation, cellular component: plasma membrane. Lineage: Eukaryota; Viridiplantae; Streptophyta; Magnoliopsida; Lamiales; Lamiaceae. The record is from RefSeq and is a predicted model, not a curated record. The transcript is spliced from 2 exons. Gene Ontology annotation, molecular function: electron transfer activity.